CUGGGGAUAUUCCUGACCCAGGGAUUGAACUCAUGUCCCUUGCAUCUCCUGCACCAUCAGGAGGAUUCUUUACCACCGCACUACCUGGGAAGCCUCUCUCUGAUUGGAGAGCACUAAGGAAAAGUGAGAGAAAAACAGAGGACAUCUUCAGCAGUUAGAAUGGCCUGAACAAACAGAAGACUUUGCAAGUGCAAUCAGCAAGUUCAAUUAAGCAAAGCUAAAGAAAGAAAUUAUCCAUGCGGAGAAAAGGGCGACAGCUGAGAAGGUUGAGAAAAUUCAAACCAGGACAUUUUCUGAGUCACCGUGACACUCAGUUCUUCCCAGUUCAUCCUCUCCUUGCCCCUACAUCAGAAGCUGACUUGCACUCUCCACACCUGUAGACACACGGUAUAUUUGGGCUCCAACUGCGCCUUAUUCGCAUUCCUGGGAAAUCCAAGACUUCACCACUGCAAGCCAGUCCCCUGUCCAGGCUGGGAGGAAAAUACCCUCUGUUUCUGUCAUGUCUGGUUGCCUAGGGUGAGCUCUCUGGCUUUCUCUGGAAGAAGCUGUAGUGAUGGAUGAAAGAAAUCAGAGUGCUGGAAUCACCUUCGUCCUCUUGGGCUUCUCCGAAUACCCGCAGCUCCAGGUGCCCCUCUUCCUGGCCUUCUUCACCGCCUACACCGUCUCUGUGGUGGGGAACCUGGGUAUGAUUGUGAUCAUCAGAAGCAACCCCAAGCUUCACACCCCCAUGUACUUCUUUCUCAGCCAUCUCUCCUUUCUUGAUUUUUGUUACUCUUCUAUAACCACACCUAAACUCUUAGAGAUCUUGCUUGUGGACAGAAGGACUAUCUCCUAUGUGGGUUGCAUGAUGCAAUUCUUCUUUGGUUGCACACUUGCGAUUACGGAGAUGUUCAUGCUAGCCGUGAUGGCCUAUGACCGGUUUGUAGCUGUUUGUAACCCCCUGCUCUACACAGUUGCUAUGUCUCCUAAGCUCUGCAGCCUCCUGGUCGCUGGAACCUACACGUGGGGUGGAUCGUGUUCCUGGACGAUCACCUGUUCUCUUUCGGAGCCGUCCUUCUGCGGUUCUAACGGCAUACAUCACUUUGGCUGUGAGUACUCUGCCAUUGUCUCUGCCUCUUGCUCUCACUUCAGGCAGAUGACACGUUUUAUCAUUUCUACUCUCAGUGAAGUGUGUAGCCUCCUGAUUAUCCUCGCCUCCUAUAUUUUCAUAAUUGUCACAAUCAUCAAGAUGCCUUCAGCUGGUGGACUCCGAAAAGCCUUCUCCACCUGUGCCUCCCACCUGACCACCAUCACCAUUUUCCAUGGGGUCAUCCUUCUUCUCUACUGUGUACCCAACUCCAGAAGCUCAUGGCUCUUCAUCAAAGUAGCCACUGUGCUUUACACAAUAGUGAUCCCCAUGCUAAAUCCCCUUAUCUACAGUCUUAGAAAUAAUGAUGUGAAGGAGACCAUCAGAAAAUUAGUCAAAGCCAAAAUGUUUUCUCACCCCAUGUAAUUUUGAGUGAGAAGAGAGAUAGAGGAAAGCAGUUUCUUAAAUGUGCUUUAUACAGUGUGUUGAAGGUUAUUACAUUUUUCUUCCAAUGUGUGCUUAUCCCAGUGUCCUACUCUUUGU
This is a messenger RNA of Capra hircus (goat), 1609 nucleotides long. RefSeq names its product olfactory receptor 5D18. Gene Ontology annotation, molecular function: olfactory receptor activity; odorant binding; G protein-coupled receptor activity. Gene Ontology annotation, cellular component: membrane. Lineage: Eukaryota; Metazoa; Chordata; Mammalia; Artiodactyla; Bovidae. The record is from RefSeq and is a predicted model, not a curated record. Gene Ontology annotation, biological process: sensory perception of smell; G protein-coupled receptor signaling pathway.